AGAGUAUUUUUAAGAAUAUUCAUAUUUAACGAAAUUGGGAUUAUAACAACACGUUGUAACAACAGGAUUUCUCCUCGCGGUUUGUUUUAACGAGAUAUAUUUGGUGUGAUUGCAACUAUAUAACUGCCGUCAUAAUGAGCUUAUGUGGGCGCCCUUAUGCGAUUACGUUCCACUUAUUACGCGUAAGAUGGCAUAUAUAGACGCAUCAAAUACGGUAUUGCUUUAGUCUUAACCAAUACAUAUUUCACGUCGCAAGAAUAAGUUACACAGGACGCUGUCAGAAUUCUUUCAUCGUAAAACUCUUUCCAAAUGGCAAAAGUACCUACGUUUAUGUGGAUGUUACUUACGGCGGCUGCAAUAACACAGGGGAAACCACCGUAUCCGUCAAUCGACGAAUCCAUCAAUGAGGUCGAUCAUAACGCGAAAUCACAAAGAAAUCUACCCGAAUCAAAGCAACUGGAAGAAAACUCUGCUUUAUCGACUAACGAGACAUCAAUAACGGCCACUACGCAAAUUGAUGCAACAAACUCGGCAGCUGAUAUCAUAAUCGACACGACCGUACGACCUGUAACGACAACAUCUCUUGUAAAACCGGGCCCGCUUUCCUGGUUCUUAACGCCGCUGACGCAAAAGAUCCAGUUCUCACCACAAUCGUUCCUACAAGAUCGCCUAACGCUGUUGAAAGAAACGCUGAAUAAUCUGGGCAUCAACGUGCUACCAAACGCGACAGCGAAGCAAUUACUUAACCCCGGCGGUCUGGUGCACUUCGUGGGCCCAAAUGACUCCGGUUUCUACACAAAUCGGUUAGAACCGGCUGGUUUCCUAGGCGGUAACGGCUGGUUCGCCAACAAGGGCGGCAUUCUCGGCGGACCCGGAGCCAUAGUCUCCACUGGCAGCCUCUUGACGGAUUAUCCGACAGCUUACAGGCGAAAGUAGGACGAGCUGAAGUAUCGUUUAUUCAAAUGUGUAUGAAUAAACAAAGAAUGAGAAUCGCGUCAGCACGUGAAAUAGGGGACUUGGUGCAUAACUUUUUCACUAAAGGAUUGUUCCGAGAAUUUUUCAAAAUUUGUCAAGUCGUGUUUAUGAAAUGAUUAAGGUAAAAAACGCUAUGUAUAAAAAGCUUUCAAUAUCAAAAGACAUCAGAAGCUUUUUCAUUGUAAAUUAUUAUAAACAAAAAGAUUUUGACGAAUCAAGCUUGAAAAAAAUUCAUAAAUUAAUAUUAAAUAAAUUAUAUAAACUUAAAUUUAGUCUGAU
Molecule: messenger RNA, 1254 nt
Organism: Formica exsecta
Lineage: Eukaryota; Metazoa; Arthropoda; Insecta; Hymenoptera; Formicidae
Exons: 3
Coding region: 310-936 (208 amino acids)
Source: RefSeq, a predicted model, not a curated record